Patella vulgata (common limpet) is the source of this 3025-nucleotide messenger RNA. RefSeq names its product 1,25-dihydroxyvitamin D(3) 24-hydroxylase, mitochondrial. The record is from RefSeq and is a predicted model, not a curated record. Bases 197 to 1747 code for a protein of 516 amino acids. Gene Ontology annotation, molecular function: heme binding; monooxygenase activity; iron ion binding. Gene Ontology annotation, biological process: cellular response to peptide hormone stimulus; C21-steroid hormone biosynthetic process; glucocorticoid biosynthetic process. Gene Ontology annotation, cellular component: mitochondrial inner membrane. Lineage: Eukaryota; Metazoa; Mollusca; Gastropoda; Patellidae. The transcript has 11 exons.
CCGUGAAAGCCUUAAGCUGUCAAAUCGUAUUGGAGCAGCGGAGGAAGUGGUUGUACAGGCUGCUCUCCUCUACACAGUGUGCAAUCUUAUUUUAAGUCAAGAAUAAUCAGUGUAACAGUUAGAAAGUGUCUCAAAGUGAAGAACUGUAUAAAAUUCUACUCUAAAUAUUGGACUUACUGUUAAGAAAACUACAAGCAUGGCAGAAUCGGCUUUACGGCGUUUUGUAACACAUGGAAGGGCAGUUUGCAGAAACGGGGGAGUUCGAUGUCUCUUUACAGAAGCCAGCGAUCCCGAAGCUCUGUCCGAUGUUAAAACAACUACCUCAGUUAAAAGUUUUAGUGAACUUCCAGGACCACGAGGCCUACCUAUUGUGGGAACUGUGACGGAAUAUUUUCGCAAAGCCAACAAAGGGCAAAUGCACGAAGUUCAGAGAAAAUUUCAUAGACAGUAUGGCAAAAUAUUCAAAGAAAAGUUCGGUAGUUUCGAUAACGUAUCUGUAGGAGACCCAUCUCUAGUGGAGGAAAUUCUCCGAGCAGAGGGAAAAUAUCCCCACAGACCCCCAUACGAAGCGUGGGUACUUUAUAAUGAACUCCGUAAACGAAGAGGCGGCAUAAUGACAGCUAAUGGCGAGCAAUGGAGAGGCAAUCGAAGUGCCAUGAACCCAAAACUUCUGCGUCCCAAAGCUGUCGGAGAUUUUGUGGACGGUAUCAACAGCGUGGUGACAGAUUUUGUAGAUCGACUCAGGUUCUUGAAAGAUAGAGAAGGCGAGGGCGAAUUUGUACCUCAUUUACCGAACGAACUGAACAAAUUUACUAUGGAAGCUCUUGGUUACGUAUUGCUAGAUACCAGAUUGGGAUGUCUAGAGAAGAACGUGGAUCCUAAAAUCCAGAAUUUUAUUACAUCAAUCGCAACCAUGUUUUUAACGGGACAUCAGAUGAUGGCUUUCACAAAAGUUUACAAAAACCUCCGAUUAAAGACCUGGAGAAUGCAUGUUAAAGCCUGGGAUACUAUCUACGAAAUAGCACAAGAAUAUAUCGAGGCUAAAAUGGAAGAUGUAGCUGAAAGAUUAUCAGGGGAUGUGCAAGAAGGUGAUCGAGUCGACUUUUUAACGUACCUUGUUGGCAAUGGACAAAUGUCAAGACAAGAAAUUUACGAAAAUAUUACAGAAGUGUUACUUGGUGGUGUAGAUACGGCCGCAAACUCAAUGUCAUUUUUGCUGUACUCCCUGGCCAAAAAUACUGACGCCCAGGACACAUUAAGAGAAGAAGUUGAUAGUGUGUUAGAUGGUAAAACAUGUACUUAUGACGAUCUUCAACGUAUGCCUUACCUCAAAGCCGUCGUUAAAGAAACACUCAGAUUAUAUCCACCGAUCCCAAUCAAUGCUCGGAUUCUUCAAGAAGAUACAAUUGUUGAUAAUACUCUUAUACAUAAAGGGACGUGUGUUUUACUGAACAACUACACCAUGUCAAGAGAUCCUUCGAUCUUUUCAAAUCCAGAUCAGUUUGUACCAGAACGAUGGCUCAAAGCUGAAGCUAAGGAAUGGCAUCCAUUUUCAAUUUUACCGUUUGGUUAUGGUGCCAGAAGCUGUGUCGGCAGAAGAAUAGCUGAGACAGAGAUCUACCUUGCUACAAUCCGGGUCUGCCAAAACUUUAACUUGAAAUUGAGUGAUAAGUUUGACAUAACUCCUUCAGUUAGAACACAGCUGACAGCCGGAGCGGAACUACCUAUUCUUUUCGAGGAACGAUAACAAAUCACAUUAUUGCGCCAGGCAAAGUAGACAGAAACAUCACGUGGUCGUCAAUCCUUCCCUUGAUAUCUUAAAACAGCUUAUAACAGUUGCUUAAAACAGUCUAUAUAUAUAGAAAUAUCGACCUACACGAGAAUCUCGUGGUUACUGCAUGACCAUAUAUGGAUUGGGCGAUCCCACGUCAUGUCGCCAUUAACGGGAGAAACAAUCUCAGGUUGACCUAGUGACGCCAUAUCCUUGUGUAGAGGUGUUGAAUAAUGCUGACGUCAUAUGUUUAUGUGUUUAAAAUAGUUUAUCACGUAAUUUUGUAGCUUCACCAUACAAGAAGCAUGCUGCAAUAAAAACACUAAUCGAUUAGCGUGAAUAAUCGAUAAUCGAAUUAAAUAUUUAAUUAAUAAACAUAAUGUGAUUGACUUGUUGCCAGUUUGCUCGAACCGAGCGUGUUGUUAGAAGCAUUGGACUUCUUGUGAAAGAAGCUAUUAGCCAAAGACAUUAAGUCUAGAUUGACGAUUCAGAAAACGGGUAUGAUCUAUGUACUAUAUAGUGCCAUGUACAGAGUUACAAAAUAUCGAGGUAUUUAACAAGUUAUGUUGUGCAUAGUGACAUUUUUUAAUUUCUAUUGUUCGGUUUAGUAUAUCUAUUAUAUAUAUAUCUGAACAAGACGGACAUUGUUUAAUUUACACGUUGUCUACCUCUAUGUUACUCUUUUGACCUAUUUAAUUGUGUGUAUAAUAAUCUUCACAACGGUGUCCACAUUCAGGACUCAAAUUAUUAACUAUAAUGUGAGUAGUAAAAAAGAGACUUAGUGUUGAAUAAUGAAUAUUUAUAAACUUUUUAUAGAAACUCUCUCGACAAUGUGACAGUGUCUCUUUAACCUAAAACAAGAUUUCGUUUUCUCUUAAGUUAAUAGAAUUGGAGAAACUAAGCGAACAACUUGCUCCUGAAAUAAAAACUUUUAAAAAGAUGUUCCCGAGUUCUGCUUCUCUUAAGUUAAUAGAAUUAGAGAAGGGUGAAUAAAUUUAGUACUAGAAAAACCUAUGAAAGAAAGAAUAUUGUUUCAUUAAUGAAAUUGUCUGUAUCUGGAAUGUGUAAAUAUCUUGAAUGCUCAUAGAGGUUUAUUUGUGUAUGAAUACAUUGUCAGUAUUACACUUGCAAUUCUUACUGUGUAUACCUCUUACUCUACUGUAAAUAUAAUAUCAUUAUUAUUAUUAUUAUUAUUAUUCACUUAUUUAAUUAUACAUAAAAAAACUAACAAGAAUACAUUACAAUGCUCAGUUC